Molecule: messenger RNA, 4621 nt
Organism: Pocillopora meandrina
Lineage: Eukaryota; Metazoa; Cnidaria; Anthozoa; Scleractinia; Pocilloporidae
Source: the annotation of a GenBank genome assembly
AUGGAGACCUUCAAAGUUCUGAGAGUGCUGUGUGCGGUUAUUUUCCUACUUAUGGUAUACAGGACACCAUACGCUAACGCCAUCAGCAAGUGCGAAUCGCAAGGGUCAACUUUCACAAGAGCUCUGAAAGGACACACCUAUGACACAUUCGGGGUCAACAGCCCGGAUGUUUGCGUCAAGAGAUGUGAAAAAGAAAAAAGAUGUCAGAGCAUCAACUUUGUAUUUGAAGAACGUAUCUGCGAACUGAAUAAUCGUAGCAUGGAGGCAAGACCAGAUGGCUAUGUAGAAGAUCCGAGACGGAUUUACAUGACGGUAUAUCUUAAUAGAGGUGGGUGUUAAAAAAAUAGCUUAAGGUGUUGAUUAAAUUUAUCGGUUGCCCAAGGUUUAUUCCUAAGUGUAUUCCAAGAUUUUCCUCUAGAGAUUAUCAUGGGGAAAUGUAGUGGAGUUUCUUUUGCUUCGUUCCUAGUUUGUAUUUCUUAUUUUGUUGCAACGGGUAAGUUGAUGAACAAUGACUUGUUAAGUUGUCGUUUGUUAGAGGAGGUUUUCCAUGAGGAUAGCCGAUAGCUGUAAUACAGCCAAAAUUAGCCGUAAGGCGUAAAAAUUGACAAAUUUUAACCGAUAGUCGUAAAAAGAAAGUCAACCGUAAAAAAAAUUUUGGUGACAACAGAAGAAUGAUGUUAACCAUUAGCCGUAAAAUGGCCAAACUUUAACCGUCUGCCGUAAAAAAGCCAUCACCCCCCGGCCAUUGAGACCCUUUUAGAGACAACGCACCUUUUAUUUUUGAUCAUGGCAAAGAGUCUUUCAGUAUGAACGGAUAUCAUCCGUGAUAGUGGCUGUGAUGGUGGUAGGGGUAGUGAUAGAGGUUAGUGGUAGUAGCGACGGUCACAGUAAUUAACCCUAUACACCCUAACAUCCGAAUGCAUAUUCUUCACAGUGUUCUGUAUACAUUUCCCGAGGAACUGACAAGAGAAUUUGUUUAACAAUCAAGAGCUACUUUAGUCGUUGAUCAUUUUCUUUAUUCUCAUGACCUUAAUGUUUGAUCCAGGAGUGACACUAUAAGGAGAAAUUAGAUGUGGAGUCGCUCUUAGGGGUUCAAGGGUUGAAGUUCAUGGCCCACGAGAAGGUCCUCAUUAACCCUUUACACCCUAACAUCAGUAUGUAUAUUCUCCAUACUGCUCUCUAUACGUUUCACAAUAUGCUGACAAGGAGAAUUUGUUUAAAAAUCAAGAGCUUCUCUACUUGGUGAUCAUUUCCUUUAUUCUCGUGGCCUAAAUGAGUGAUUCAGGGGUGACAUUGUGAGGUGAAAUUAGAUGCUAGUCUCUCUUAGGAAUUAAAGGGUUAAGAGCUCUGUAGGACGCCCGUUCAGUUUUUAAGUAAAUAAGAUCCUUUUCAAACACGGCAAGAAUGAGGGGUCGUGGAAGAUUUGAGACCAGUCGGGGAGAGGUUUGCUUGAGAGGGUCUCUGUUUAGUUCAGUAAACUACGCAGGAGCACUAAAAUGAGUGCUAAACCUAUUACAAACCUUUCCUCAAAGCCUCGUGCUCUCACGCAAGCGAGAAACCGCUUGUUCCGAAAAGCUAUUAUUGAAGACCUGCUCACAAGCAAUAAUGAAAGUGGUAAUGCACUGAAGUACAUUGUACUUUAUAAAUCACUUAAAUCCAUUAAAUUUUUCACAAUUUUUAUCUUCAGUUCCUCUUGGCUCGAUCCCUGAACUGCCGGCCAAGUCAUGCGCAGAAAUUAAGGCGAGUGAAGGAGAAGAGGCUGUUAAUGGUCAUUACUGGCUUGACCCUUACAAUACCGGCAAGAACGAGUGGACCAAUUGUUAUUUGGAGACAAAAGGUCUCUUUUUUCUCUUUUUUAACAAUUACAAUGCUGACGUUUCAAACAAUUCGCAGAUAUAAAAUAAUUUUGAUUCGUAAAGAUUUUUACCCGCGAAAUCUAAAGCAUCAUGGGUUGCUUCUUUUCAAUCACAUAUCUUGGUUUAUAGUGAGUGACCUCGUUUCUCUUUAGCACGAAGUUGUGCUACAAAGAGAGAGGUACUUCUAGAUCAUUUUUCAAUCAACUUUUUUGCAGAGAGACCUCCAAAAAACUAAUUGAAAACUUUUGAACUGUUCCUCCUCCUCUUCUCUAUUUUCUAUCUUAGAAUUACUUAACAAUUAUUCUGCUAAGGCUCAGUGAAUAUUGUUGAAUAAUCCCCUAGACGAAGUCGAGGGGAUUAUCGGAGUCUGAUGACUAGAAUUGUGUUUUACUCUUUUACGUUUGCCGCUUCCUGUACAACAUUGGCAAAACGCGAGGCAGCCAUUUUGAAAUUUAGCGCCCCUGAGAUAUGACGCAAUUCUCGACCAGUCAGAACAUGCGCAUCUCUAUUAUCACCCGAGCAAUUAUAGCAAUGUUAGAUAUUCAUCACAUUUAUAAGAUAGAUCUGUCUUCAAUUCCUUCAAUAAUAUUAAUCACGCAUAGAAAUUGCUGAAGUGGACGGUGGAAAAUUGACCCUAUCCUCCAAGCAUGACUCCUACCAGGUGCAUGCGCAGAGCAGAGCCUUCUUGAAUUCUUCAUCUUUCUUCGGUUGCUUAAUUGAGGUGUUAAUAAUAGAAAACUAUUGCCAUUGAAACAUUAAUUAUGGUAUCAAUAAAAUUUUCCAGGUUCCCUCUUUCACUGGACACUCAGUGGCACGGACAGCUCGCUAACGUAAGGAAUCGAGUUCUUUAGGAUAAGUGCUGACGAAAAAAAUGCUUUGUCGUUUUAAAUUAUGCUACAACGGGAAUUGAGGUAGUAUUAUUAAAGAGGGCUCAGGAUAGGAUAAUCGGGAUAAAACUCAGUGAGGAUAAUUUUACUCUUAAUUCCAGGUAAUACUUACAAAAUUACACACUAAGGAAUUAUAUACCAUACGUGGCUUCUAGGUUUCCAGUUUUAGCGAUAAGUUUUGGAAGAAUGUUUUUAUUAUUUCAUCUGCUUCUUAGGCCUAAUCAUUUUCUUCUCGGCUCAGAACUUUAUUCUUAGUUGCUGUCCUGAGCGAUGUUCUUUCCGGCAGUUUGUUGCCUAAGCAUGAAAUGUUUUGGCGGUUUCUGAUUGUGCGCAACAGACCCCACGACUCUUUUUCCUCAGAAUUUUUUUCCACCUUCUCUUCAAGAUCUUCUUAAAGAAUUUAAUUAUUUUUUCACGUCAUCGUUAAGCCCUAUGAUUUACUAAAAAUCACUUUUGUUUUUUCUAGAUUACGAGGAGCGGCAAAGUUUGUCCGGAAAAGCGGCAGAACUGUUCUGUAUUUAGACGGAACCCAAGGGACGUUCGCAGAGACACCAUCAGUUCCUUUCCAAAAAACUGACCUAACAAUUGCAGUUUGGAUCUUUCUAGAAUCACCGUUAACAAGAAGGCAAGAAAUUUACUCAGACUGGUCUUCUCCGCAUCAGUUCCGAAUUGGCAUUGAGAUAAAUGGUCAGCUGUGUUUCCAAGGAAGACGAGACGUAGGUGGAGUAAGCGACAUGAUGACUCCAUGUACAAAGUCAAGGUAAGUACAAUUUUUCUGUCACGAUCAACGAGGUGGCAAUUUUCCACUGCGAAAACUGACCGUAAGGGUCACGCAACAGUUGAAUAAACUCCUUUACAAAUUUUUGGCUCGAGAUGCAGCUUCAACUCUAAAAUGAGGAGAGUUUGAUUAGUUUGAGACUUCCGAAAUACGAUUUAAUGACUCAAUAUGCUUGGUGUUCUGUCAGGACUUAAGCCGGAAGUCCAAAAUCCAAAGCCCGCUACCAAGUGCAAUGCUCCUGUGCAGUUGAGCCAUGCAGUAUCACAACAUGCGUCCUAAUACCUCGAACUGUAAUUUGCUAGUUCUAUGCAUGCGUGAACUUCAUACAGCGCUGUAAAUUUGUUGGCGAGCAGCCGGUCGCAAAAUCGGAACCAGUUGCCGAGGUUUAUCCUAUCCCAGGUGUUCACUGAACAAACGGCGACUCGAUAGCGCCACCAUAGGGUCAAGAAAUGAAGCAAAGAAAGAGGGAACGAGAAGAAGGAACUUGUUCUUUGCCUUACUUUCGACUUCCUGGGCCGCUAUUAUCGCGCGCAAUUAAUUAAUCAAUGCAUGGAGGAAAGGCUAGCUGAGACUCGAAUCCUCGCCAGGAAUAGGAGUUUCUCUUUUUACCACGCUCAUAAAAAUAUUUCAAUAAUGUCUUUCCCAAGUAUUUUACUUAGUUUGUUACAAGCUUCACUCACAUAUGCGAAUUUUAUUUAGCUUUCUUGUGUUGAACGUUUCUUUUACAGAGAUGUCGUGGAAACAGAUGUUUGGAGACACGUGGCAAUCACUUGGGGAAGAUCAGAGCGCACGUUUAGGAUUUACAUAAAUGGUGAAAGGAAAGUGAAUCACGUUGUCAGCGAUAAUCCUGUCCUUGAUUUCAAAAACUCUGGUCAUGCUCUCUAUGAUAUUGGCUUGAAAAGAGACAGUGGCACCACGGCUCUUGCAUACUUCAGUGACUUGGUGAUCUUCACACAUGAGCUAUCAGCGACUCAGUUGAAGAGUGACUUGUUUCUAAAUCAUCCCCUUCACAAUUUCAUAUAAUUUUUGUAUCUUGUAAAACGAAGAACACACCCACAUAUUAACAGCGUUUUGCUGUUAGCAUCUGAUUCAAAAUGAAG